GCGCCCCCAGCGGCAGUGCCAUGGCGCUGCCGCUCCUGCGCAGGCGUUAAAAAGCGGCGGGCGGCGCGCCGGGGCCACUGUGUGGGCUGUGUUUGAACAAGAGACACAGAAAAGUUGGUAGCGGAUUUUUCUGGCGUCUGAUCUGCAGCAGCAUCCGUCGAAAGUAUCAUGGCAAACAAAGCACAGCAGCCUCCUCACCUGCACCUGGCCGAGGUCACCGCGUCCCAGUUCCUUGACAUCUGGAAACAUUUUGACGCUGACGGUAAUGGCUACAUUGAAGGGAAGGAGCUGGAGAACUUCUUCAGGGAGCUGGAGAAGGCCCGGAGAGGAGCAGGGGUGGACCCUUCAAACCCCAUAUUCCGAGAAAAGAUGAAGGAGUUCAUGCAGAAGUUUGACAAGAACAAAGAUGGACGAAUUGAGAUGUCAGAGCUGGCCCAGAUUCUCCCAACUGAAGAGAACUUCCUGCUCUGCUUCAGAGAGUUUGUCAGCUCCAGUGCUGAGUUUAUGGCGGCAUGGCGGCGAUAUGACACAGAUCGCAGUGGUUACAUUGAAGCAAACGAAUUGAAGGGCUUUCUGUCAGACCUGCUGGAGAAGGCUAACAGACACUACGAUGACCAGAAGCUUCUGGAGUACACACAGACCAUACUCAGGAUGUUUGAUCUGAAUGGAGAUGGGAAGUUGGGUCUGUCAGAGAUGGCAAGGCUUCUCCCUGUUCAGGAGAAUUUCUUACUCAAAUUCCAGGGUGUCAAGUUGACCACUGAGCAGUUCAAUGCCAUUUUUGCAUUCUAUGACAAGGAUGGGAACGGCUACAUUGAUGAGCAGGAGUUGGAUGCCCUGCUACGAGAUCUUUACCAGACAACCAAGAAGGAUGUGGACGUGAAGAACCUGACGGGCUACAAGCAGAGCAUCAUGACCCUGUCUGACGGAGGGAAGCUCUACCGUGGCGAGUUGGAAAUUGUCCUCUGCAGGGAGCCAAUUGUGUGACUCUUCCUUCUAUCUUGUUGUGUAUCCUCAUUUUCUCUGCCUGCCCCGCCCUGCACUCCUGAGACCACACCCAUAUUAGGCUGCCUGGCAACAUAGACCAGGUGCAUGUGCCAGACACCCCCUCUAUCAUUUCCCCCAACUCCCCUCAAGUUACAACAUCAGAACGAAAAAGUGCACUGUCAGCACGCAGCGGCUCUUCCUCCCUCAAUCCUAACUCUUCUGCCAUCUGGCCUGUCAACCCUAACCAUGACCUGACUAAAACAUCUUCAGAAGCUUCUCACCUUCUCAACUCUCUUAAACAUAAACGUCCCUGCCAUCCAUGCUGUGCCUGACUUGCCACUCCUGACCAAAAGCCCAAUUUUCCCAUAGAAAUUCCCUUUUCAGCUGUUAAUAACCCCCGAACCCUGUCCCUCGCUUCAUUGACCUCUCCAUUUCUUGCUCUUUCAACUUUAAAUACAAUAUAUAGUCAUAUACAGUAAAACUGCAGACAGCUGUUUGAAUUGAUCUAAUUUAUAAUCUGUGAUGGAACUGAUAUUGAUUUUCCCGCUUCUGUUUGUCCUGAAACCCUCUUGUUCCAUUGCCAUGAUAUGAUUUUCAGUUUCAAUGAUUGUUUUUGGCUGAGACUGUCAAUUGAAAAUAUUAAUAAAAUGUCUUAA
Molecule: messenger RNA, 1640 nt
Organism: Etheostoma cragini (Arkansas darter)
Lineage: Eukaryota; Metazoa; Chordata; Actinopteri; Perciformes; Percidae
Gene: calb2a
Product: calbindin 2a
Exons: 11
Coding region: 169-984 (271 amino acids)
Biological process (GO): regulation of long-term synaptic potentiation; regulation of presynaptic cytosolic calcium ion concentration
Cellular component (GO): terminal bouton; cytosol; nucleus
Molecular function (GO): calcium ion binding
Source: RefSeq, a predicted model, not a curated record